Molecule: messenger RNA, 1528 nt
Organism: Paramecium octaurelia
Lineage: Eukaryota; Ciliophora; Oligohymenophorea; Peniculida; Parameciidae
Source: the annotation of a GenBank genome assembly
AUGAAUAACCAACUACACAAUCUCAAUUGUAAAUUUUGCAAGAUUAAUCAGAACAAGUUUAUCUAGAAAGAAAUACAUGAGAAGUAUUUUGAUAGAUAUGAAAUUAUAGAUAUUUUGAGUAGUUCAAUUUUUAUUUUGCCAAGCCCAUAACAGAAAUAUUAGCUAAUGUUCCUAUAGAUCAUGUCAUUCUAUUUAAAGACCAACUGUAUUUACAUGAUGAAAAUGAAUAUAUGAAGCGAUUUUAUUAAAGAGAGGAACAGGAUCCAAGAAUUAAAUUACUUAGCGAUUUUUACUAUGAGUAAAAUAAAGUAACUCAUAUAUGUUGAUUAAUACUUUUAAGGUCCCAUAGCCCAAUUUAUAUAAAGUCAAUGCUCAUAAGUUCAUGGAGAAGAGAAUAAAUAAAUUGUUAAAAUUACAAUAAAAAGCAUAAAAUAGUUAGAAUCAACAACCAAUUACUAAAAAAAUGAUUCCUGAUCAUAUUUUUAGUGAAAACUACGUUGAAUCUGUAUCUGAGUAGUAUCGACAUACUUAUUUAGUUCCUAUCCCAAGGAACAAAUAUCAUGGGACAGCAAAUCGCAUAACAUCUAUGAGAUUUCAUAAAGUGUAGCAUAGUAGUCACAACCAAAAAACAAACCUUCUGCAUAAUUACCUAUUCUUAACAUAUCUGGUGAUCAAAAUAAACUAUUUAACUGUUAAAAUGACUAAGAUAUAGAAAAUAUCAUUUGUGAAGUCAACACACAAACAUCUCGUUAGUUAUCAUCAAUUACCAAAAUACCAUUCAAAAAGAAAUCUCCAACAAGUGCAACAAAAAAGAAAAAUUAAUCAAUUCAAUAGCCUUAGUAACCUAAAGUUCCUAUUCCACCAUUGAAACUCCAAGAAAGUGCUAAAUCAUCAACAACCACAGCUCCAAACAAUAAGUCAACAAGCAUUUAAUCUUUAAUGAAAAAAUAUGAUUAAAUAUUGUAAAAACGUUUUUAAGUGAAGGAAAUAUUAACAGAACGUAACGAAACCCGUUGCGCUGCUGGUUUUGGUUCUAAUUGUGGUAUUGGUACAAAUAGAGGAGAAGGGGGUUCAUCAAAAAAAUAAAUUACAGAUGAAAUGCUACUCAAAUUAAUAUCAAACAUGAAGAAGUCAAAAAAUAAAUCUGACAACUAUUAAUUUCAUGCCUCCUACAAAAGCGUAGUGUCUCAUCCUUAAACUGGUCCAGCUUAAUCAUGCACAUUUGAAAAAGAAAAUGAAAAAAAGAAAAAAUACCAAGUUUAUUUAGUAAGCUAUUUAAUUUAAUAGGAAGCCAAAAUAAAUUAAAAAAAACCCUUCUUAGAUGUCAUCACCGACAACAGUCUAAAAGUAAUUUAAGCUAAAUUAUAAUAGCACUUGUUCUCCAUCGAUGCUUCUUAGAUCCCUUUCAAAUCCUUCAAUGGCUCCUUCUCCAAUGAGGAGAUUAGAAAUUAAAGUUAACUUAAAUAAACUUAUAUAAUAAUAAGAACAAGAAAUAGGAUAUUGGACUUAAAGAUGCAAAGUUCGUUGA